Molecule: messenger RNA, 1080 nt
Organism: Sporothrix brasiliensis 5110
Lineage: Eukaryota; Fungi; Ascomycota; Sordariomycetes; Ophiostomatales; Ophiostomataceae
Exons: 2
Coding region: 1-1080 (359 amino acids)
Source: RefSeq, a predicted model, not a curated record
AUGCAUGACACACAAUAUCAAGAGCCGGCGGCGGCGGACCGGCCACAACGGCGUGCCGCGCCGGACGCCCCGUACAAGCGCUGUCGCAGCCACGACCCGAUCGUGCCGACAUGUGGCCCGCCGAUCCCCGACCACAUGCUGUCGCACGCAAACAAAGUGGCCGCGAACAUGCGCGCCGGCCGUUUUGUGCGCCGGCCGACCUUUGUCCUCGGCCUGCGGGCGGUCGAUGCCACCACCCAGGCGCUCGCCGCACGCAUCCUCCGGGGGCCCCUCGCGGCCUUGUGCGACGACACGGCCGCCCUGCUGGCCGCCCCGCGGCCGACCGACCCGGCGACGGCUACGGCGACGGCGACGGCGCGCCACGGCACGAGCAUCUUGGAGCUCGUGCGCGACGCGUACGCGCUGGAACCCGGCCGGCCGUGGACGCUCUGGGCGUUCCGGGACAUGUGGGACCGGUGUCCCGUGGCGCUGAAAAGCGCAGAGGAUGCCUUUGUGUUUCUCCACGUGCGGCUGGCCGCCCUGGAGCGGCACGAGGGGGACCCGACCGAGCUGCAGCUGUUUGUGCACUUUGUCGUCGAGGCGAGUCCGACGUGGCCGAAGCUGUUUGCGGUGACAUAUGUGAGCGACGGUGACGACGACGACGGUGACGACGACGGUGACGAUGACAACGGAGAAGAGGAGGAUGGCCAGGAGGCGGAGAUGCGAGACAUGGAGGACCUCAAGCUGGACGAGGAGACAAAGGCCACACAAAAGAGAAUGGAGAGACAAGGAAGACUGUCGACAAGAGAGAUCGAGAAAGACGAGAUCGAGAACGGCGCGAAAGGGAGAAGAAGCGCGAGCAGGAAAGGAGAGAAGCAGACCAAAGAGAGAGGGAGCGAGACAAAAUGGCGCGACAAGAAGAACGCCUCAGAAGAGACGAACUCGAGAGACUGCACCGGGAGCGGCAGAUGCAGCGAGAGCGCGAACAGAGAGACGCACGUCGGCGGUGGCUUCAACAUGAGCGUGAGAAUGAGACCAUGGACAGGCUGCGGGGGAGAUUCAGAAUGCUUUGAUCCUGCGCCGUCCGCAGAAGUUCGGUAG